GGUUUCUGCAGUACGAAUACAUUACCGAUACACAUGUCAAACAUACGUCUUUCUGAUUUCACGACAAUCAACAUUAAAGAGAAUUCUCAAUAGGAGAUUGAUGUAAAUUAUACCCUACGUUGAAAUUGAAAUGCUACAUAGAUACUGAAAUUCGCUUUUGUAAUAAUAGCAGCACGGAAUAAGAGAGGGAAUGGAUGAUAUUGAUCAGUUCUUUCAGAAUUCAGAUUAUAACACUAUUCGAGUACUAUUAAGUGCUGCUGGUCUAUGGCCUUUUCAUACACGUAUCAGACGCUACGCAAUAAAUCUCGUAAUAAUGCUAAUAAUCGGAUGUGACUUUAUAUUCCAGCUAUUGGAUACGAUUGCAAUUCGGCAUGAUUUCUUCGCAGUAAUCCAUUCUCUCCCGUUGAUACUUGGCACUAUUAUAAUCAUAAAUAAAACAAUCUGUUCGAUAUACAAUUUACCACAGAUAAAAAUACUUCUAACAAUGAUGUACGAGUACAGUAUUUCCCUCAAAUCGGAUGAGGAAAUUAAGCUACACAAUUUGCGCGUGCAAAAUGGGCGAAAGUUAUGCAACGCUUACAUGGGUUUUAUAGUAAGCCAUAGCAUUCUUUAUUAUAUAAUUUCAUCAUUAAUGAUUUUCUACACAAAAUACAUUGAGACUGAAGAGUUAUCAAACAAUACGCUACAUGACCAGAUAUCAGGAAUACCUAAUUCAAUUAAUUCUACAUUGGUUGAUGAAGACACGGAAUCCCUUCCAAUUUUUAUAUAUAGCAUCGUAUCUGAUUGUGUAAUUAUGUUUACAAUAACCGUAUCCGAUGUUCUAUAUGUAACAAUGACCGAGUAUUGCUGCGGUUUGUUUGCAGCUUUGAGAUAUCGGUUGGAAUUUGCGUUAGAAUUUGAUAACGACGAAUUAACAAUGCUAGAUAAUAAAUCUUACUUGAAUGUGGUGUAUAGUAUUCGCAGACACACAGAAACAAUACAGUUUGUUACUAACUUGGAGGCAAUAUUUAGUUCAAACCUUAUGGUUCAUGUGGGAUUGCUCGUACUUAUUUUAGCCUGCCUGGUAUAUGAGGUGACAGUCAUAGGAAAAGUCAUGGGAACAAAUUACAUUAUACAAACUAUUGCUUAUUUAAACUUUAUUUUACUUAACAUAUUCUUUGAAAAUUGGCAGGGUCAAAAAAUUAUAGAUUCUAGCGAAAAAGUGUUUGAAUCCGCGUAUAACGCAGAGUGGUACAGUAUGCCGAUAGCAUCGAGAAAGCUUCUCAUAAUGUUGAUGAUGAAAACUGAAAAACCAUUGAUGCUAAGAAUGGGUAAACUCGUUGUAUUGUCAUAUGUAACUUUCAAUGCGGUUUUGCGUACAUCAUCGUCAUACUUUAUGCUACUACAAUCUCUGCAAUGAAAGUUUGAAUUAAUUAGUAAUAUUUACAUUAUUACAUAUUAUCACAUUCUAGCACAACAGAUAAAAAUCUUAUAAGAUCGCACAUUAACAGAAUAAAUUUCCAUCCAGUGCUUUUUCAUGUGGGUAUUUAAGUAAAACUAAAACGUAUUCAUUUCUAAACUAAAGAAUAUAAUCCUUUUAAAAUAAGAAUUUUACAUUAAACCGUUAAAAACUAUAAAAUAUAUAACGCAUAAAUAUAUAAAACAUACAAAAUAUUUUUUAAUCAAUUUUACAUUAAUCUGU
This is a messenger RNA of Monomorium pharaonis (pharaoh ant), 1681 nucleotides long. Its product is annotated as odorant receptor 4. Gene Ontology annotation, biological process: detection of chemical stimulus involved in sensory perception of smell; sensory perception of smell. The record is from RefSeq and is a predicted model, not a curated record. The coding region runs from base 191 to 1399 and encodes 402 amino acids. Lineage: Eukaryota; Metazoa; Arthropoda; Insecta; Hymenoptera; Formicidae. The transcript is spliced from 9 exons. Gene Ontology annotation, molecular function: olfactory receptor activity; odorant binding. Gene Ontology annotation, cellular component: plasma membrane.